Messenger RNA from Phalaenopsis equestris, 625 nucleotides. Its product is annotated as CASP-like protein 2A1. The record is from RefSeq and is a predicted model, not a curated record. NCBI's taxonomy places the organism in Eukaryota, Viridiplantae, Streptophyta, Magnoliopsida, Asparagales, Orchidaceae.
CAGGUGGUGACAUACGCGAUACUGGCCGCGGGCGCGGCGGCGGCGGAGAUAGUGUAUCUGGCUUAUGAGGGGGACGAGGACGUGACAUGGAGCAGGGCUUGCAGUGUCUUCGGAGUAUUUUGUCGAAAGGCGAUGGCUUCGGUUGGGAUUACGUUUGGAGCAGUGCUCUGCUACAUUCUGCUCUCUCUCAUCUCCUCCUACAGGCUCUUCAGCGCCUACCACGCCCCCAUUUCCACCUUUUCUGGUGCUGUGGACGACAACGAAGCCCAUUAGUGUCUGUAGAUGAAGUCUACGUACCCCUCCCUUCUUCUCUUGUUUGUGUAUGUGUGUGAAAGCCCUUCGCUCUUGUUGGCAAUGGGUAUAUAUUGCAGGAAAUAAUUAAUGGAAUGAUGUCUAGAUUCUGAGAAUGUUUUAGACCGCACUGCUUGGUAUUCAUAAAUUUUAUUUGGAGGUAGGCCUAACUAGGUAGAGUCCGAGUCUGAACUCGGAAGUGCCCUCUAAAUUCUUAUGAUAUGAGAUGGCAGUCCCCACGUAUUUUGGACGUGUUUAUAUUAAGAAUGAACUUCCUAUGUUCUGUAGUAUUUGCAUACAAAUUUUUUCAUGAGUGAUUUAUGUUAUAAUCCUU